Messenger RNA from Amphibalanus amphitrite, 2517 nucleotides. RefSeq lists its product as uncharacterized. Bases 818 to 2341 code for a protein of 507 amino acids. Gene Ontology annotation, biological process: DNA integration. Gene Ontology annotation, molecular function: nucleic acid binding. The transcript has 2 exons. NCBI's taxonomy places the organism in Eukaryota, Metazoa, Arthropoda, Thecostraca, Balanomorpha, Balanidae. The record is from RefSeq and is a predicted model, not a curated record.
UCCACCGGGCGCUGGCUGGUCGAACCCAGGCGCGGUGUCGAAUAUCUGGUUCGACGGCUGGGAAGAGCGAGACGGAGGGGGCGGCUGCAAUAGCGCCGCCGCUCGACGGGUAAGCUGAAAUACUUGCAUGUUUGAUGUCUGCAUUUGUUACGUGAUUUGACUCCCCUCUUGUAUUGGUUUUUAAAAUCUAACCCUGAUCUGGCCUGUCUGGAUAGGUGGCGCCACUAUCGCCUUGGGUGGCAUUUAUGAUUACAGAAAAUCUUAUCUAGCGUACCAAUUAUUGGGUUUAGGGCAAAUAUUUUGUUAUCGCUCAUCAUAUAAUGAAUCAGCGCCAUAAAAUAUUGCUGUCUCCCAUCGAUUCUAGAUUAUCGACCCACCCUACUACGCAAAGUAUCUGCCCUCCCGUGCUGACAAGUUGGCCCCGUUGUACGAGCUUCUCCGGAAAGAUUCCAGAUGGCGCUGGGGCACCGAGCAGGAGAAGAGUUUCCAGUGGGCGCGGAACGCGCUGACGUCGGACUCGCUCCUGACGCACUACAGGAGUGGCCAGCAGCUCGUCUUGGUCUGUGACGCCUCUCCCGUCGGCAUCGGCGCGGUACUGGCGCAUCGAGAGGCUGACGAAUCAGAGAGACCGUUGGGGUAUGUAUCGCGUACUCUGACAGAGUCAGAGCGCAGAUAUGCACAGAUUGACAGAGAGGCACUAGCCAUUGUGUUCGGCGUGUGCAAAUUUCACAACUAUCUGCUCGGAAACCGUUUUAAGCUGGUAACGGAUCACAAGCCACUGUUAAGACUGUUCGGGGAACAUCAGGACUUACCGACCAUGACCUCUGCCAGGAUCAGACGGUGGGCGCUGAAGCUGUCGACCUACAGUUACAGCGUUGAGCACAGACCGACUGAUCGCAUGGGAAAUGCCGACGCUCUGUCUCGUCUUCCGUUGCCCUUAAACAAAUCAUGUGAACCGGAGGAGCUGGUUCUGAUGGUUGACAGUCGCGUAAUUGACGCAAAGAGGAUAGCCCGACUCACAGCUACCGACCGAACGUUGAGCCGAGUUCUGCAGAUGGUGCAGUAUGGUGAUUGGAGUGAAGGUGACGAUGUGCCACAAUCAUUUACCGACAGGAAACUGGAGCUGUCAGUCACCGCAGGCGUCCUCAUGUGGGGACACCGUGUCAUCAUUCCAGAGAGGGCACAAGGCGAGGUACUGGCCGAACUACAUGCCGCCCACCCCGGGAUGAGGCGCAUGAAGGCGUUGGCACGAGGCUACGUCUGGUGGCCGGGCAUCGAUGCCGCCAUCGAGGAAGCCGUGCGGAGCUGCCAGCCAUGCCAGGAGAGCCGCCCAGCACCGGACCGCGCACCGCUGAGUAUGUGGCCCUGGCCGGACCGCCCGUGGUCCAGGAUUCACAUUGAUUACGCUGAGCCGGUAAGAGGACGGUACGUAUUGGUUGUGGUGGACGCCCACUCAAAAUGGGUAGAGGCUGAACUGUGUCACAGUAUUGGCUCGAGGACCACCAUUGCUCAAUUGAGAAAGAUGUUUUCACGCUGGGGCCUUCCUGAUGUACUCGUGUCAGACAAUGCAACAGCAUUUACUUCUGAGGAGUUCCAGGAUUUUUUGCGUGAGAACGGAGUAGAACACAAAACGAUAGAACCAGGACACAGUCAAGGGAACGGUCUGGCAGAGAGGAUGGUGAGAGAAGUGAAGCUGGCGCUGCAGCGCUCCGGCGGGGGACAAUGGGAUCUGUGUCUCGCAAACUGGCUGCUUCACCAACACAUUGUCCCUCAGUCAACAACUGGUGUUCCGCCCGCAGAGCUGAUGCUGGGCAGGAGGCUGCGGAGUAAGCUGGAUCUUCUACGGCCGAGCAUCCGGGCGACGGUGGUCAGAGGUCAAGUGAGACAAAAACAAAACCACGACGGAUAUCGUCAGCUACCUGAGCUGAACCGGAGCGGAGAGGUGACACCUGGCGGCAGCGCUGACGGAGGUCACACGUCUGUCUCUGGCUGGCUACCGGCUGCCGCCGCCGCUGUUCAAAGGCCGCUCGCCGCGGCGCACGUUCGGCCGCCGGCACCUGGUGUUGCUGCUGAGUCGUCUGCCGAGCCGCCUGCUGGGUCGUCUGGCGAGCCGGCUGGUGCUGGUGCUGGGCCGGCUCCGCGCGAGGUCUCGGGCGCUGCCGUUCCGUCAUCGCCACUAUCUGGCCGGGUGCCGCUGUUGCAGUCCCAGCGGACGGCUGACCUCAUCGGGCCGUCGUCGCGGCCCGAUGACGCGCUUGUGUCUACGGGCACUCGCAGUGAACUUGUGCGUCGCUAUCCGACUCGUGUAAGGAACAAGCCAAACUUUUACGUGGGAAAGUAAUGUACGGUAAUUGGGCGUGGUCCGCGCGACGACUGCGCGUGCGCGGGAACCGCGCGGCGGCGCGCGUGCGCGGUGCGCGUGCGCACCGCGCCUGGUUGUUAUGCUGUACCGCAGUGUCAUCGUCCGCGCGGGUCAGUUGGCCCGCGCGGCAUUCUGAAAUAGACCGGCAGACCGAA